Molecule: messenger RNA, 1030 nt
Organism: Phymastichus coffea
Lineage: Eukaryota; Metazoa; Arthropoda; Insecta; Hymenoptera; Eulophidae
Product: serine/threonine-protein phosphatase PGAM5, mitochondrial-like
Exons: 1
Coding region: 79-900 (273 amino acids)
Biological process (GO): positive regulation of mitochondrial fission
Cellular component (GO): mitochondrion
Source: RefSeq, a predicted model, not a curated record
GACGCGCGCAUUACCCACCACAGGCCCCCUUUUCCACCUCGUUCCUCGUCGUCGCUCCUCUCCGCUCGUUCGGUCGACAUGCCUCCCUUCGCCAAAUACCGCAGUCUGAUGGCCGCUGGCGGAGGAUUCCUGGGCGGGUUCGGCAUCGGUAGCCUAGUGCCGGACAACUUGCGAGUACUGGUGGGCGCCGGCGAGCGGCAGUCGGAGAGCGCGCCCAGCUGGCAGUGGGAGCGCAACUGGGACAAGCUCGAGCCGGCGGCGCAGGCCCCGUCGGCCGAGAGCGGCGCCGCCAAGGGCGACCGGAAGAAAGCGCGGGCGGUCAACCACGUAAUACUGGUGAGGCACGGCCAGUACAACACCCGCGGCAAGAGCGACGCGGACAAGUCGCUGACGGACCUGGGCCGGCUGCAGGCCGAGGUCACGGGCAUGCGGCUGGCCGAGCUCGACCUGCCCUACACGAGCAUCGUCAAGUCGACGAUGACCAGAGCCCAGCAGACCUCGGCGCUGAUCGAGGCGCAGCUGCCGGGCGUGCCGGUGUCCAGCGACCCGUUGCUGGUGGAGGGCUUCCCUGUGGCGCCCGACCCGCCGCUCGGCCACGUGAACAAGCCCGACCGAGUGGCCCACCAGGACGGGCCGCGCAUCGAGGCGGCCUUCCGCAAGUACGUGCACCGCGCCGAGCCGCACGAGCACGAGGACCGCUACUCGGUGCUCGUCUGCCACGCCAACGUCAUCCGCUACUUCGUCUGCCGGGCGCUGCAGUUCCCGCCGCAGGCUUGGCUGCGGCUGUCGCUCAACCACGCCAGCAUCACCUGGAUAUCCGUGACGCCCAGCGGCCGCGUGAUCUUGCGCUGCUACGGCGAGACCGGCCACAUGCUGCCCCAGUGGAUAUCGUCCAAAUGAGGCCUCGUCCCUCGUCCGCGGCCGCCUUCCGCCGGCGCCCGCCGCCGCCCGCCGCCCGCCGCCGCCACCACCCUCGGUUGCGCCGGCCGCUUCCACUCGCUGUAAUGUUCUCAGCAAUAAAUGCCACUGA